GUUCGCAGUAAGGAAAAAAAAAGGAGGCAACGCGAAGCGAAGUGAAGCAAAAUAAAACGAAGUGAAGCAAAGUGAAGCAAAAUUAAGCAAAGCUAAACCAAACGAAUUAAAACGAAGCACCGCACUUCUCCCUUUGCCCUUGCGUGUAGCACCCACACGGAACAAACAUACAGGUCAUCGCCCUCGCCGAGUAAACCCCCGCCCCCCAAAACAUGAAUUUUAACAAACCGGAGUCCACCAAGGGAAAGGGGGACAGCAACUCCCUUUCCUCGAAGCUGAUUAACCAGACGUAUACCCUCUCAAUUCACCUGUGCGAUUACAUCAUAAGGCCUCUCCUCUUUUACUGCUUCACGCCCUUCAUAUUUGGAUACGGACUUUACUACAACGACGAGUUUACGCUCAACCCCUUUAAACUAAUCCCCAAAAUAUUGAUAGGCUGAUGGGGGGCACAACGCGCGUACAUUGGAGGUGCUCCCGUGUGAUAAGAAGCACCAUGGCAUCAUGACAUCGUGACACCUCUAGUGCGCACUUGCGCAUGCUUUAAAUUGCCAUCCCCCCGGGUUGCCCCUCAUGCGUGGCCACCGUGUAACAUACACCCGCUGGUAAUUCAUUCGUAUGUGUCCUUUUUUUUAAUUAAAUAAAACUCACCGGACGCGAAUUAAUUUCACGCCGCAACGAACCUUUGAAACAAUUUGAAGGAAAGCGAAAGGGGACGAAGUGGCAACCAUGUCG
Molecule: messenger RNA, 732 nt
Organism: Plasmodium vivax (malaria parasite P. vivax)
Lineage: Eukaryota; Apicomplexa; Aconoidasida; Haemosporida; Plasmodiidae
Exons: 2
Coding region: 213-440 (75 amino acids)
Source: RefSeq, a predicted model, not a curated record